Messenger RNA from Colletes gigas, 5389 nucleotides. RefSeq names its product histone-lysine N-methyltransferase SETD1 (gene Set1). Gene Ontology annotation, cellular component: Set1C/COMPASS complex. The coding region runs from base 655 to 5187 and encodes 1510 amino acids. The transcript has 10 exons. The record is from RefSeq and is a predicted model, not a curated record. Lineage: Eukaryota; Metazoa; Arthropoda; Insecta; Hymenoptera; Colletidae. Gene Ontology annotation, molecular function: protein binding; histone H3K4 methyltransferase activity; RNA binding.
CAUCCGAAUGUGUUCGUGUAUUUUAUCAAAGCUAUGAAGUUGUUAAAAUUCAGUCACCACAUUCUACGUACUAAGCUAAAGUGAAAUAAGUUUCACUAAAUUAAUUUCUUGGCGUACCGUUGUUUAUACUAGUAAUUAAUACUCGAUAAGUAUUAGGAAAUUCAGGGCGCAGUGCGUUGUGCUGGCAGUCAAACAUUCAGGUAGUUUUGCGCUGGUGUGUCCGAGAGUUAAUAGCAAAUAAACCUCUAUAUUUUCAACGAAGAAUAAAAUGGAAUCAAGUUACAAGGCUGAUAUGCGAAUGACGUCCAUAUAGUGAAUAUAAUAUUAUAGGAAUAAAUUGAAAAAUUACAGAUUUUUGAAAAAACCGGAACGUUUUGUAUAAAUACUUAAAGGCUGUGUUUUCCAUAAGAAAAACUUCUACUUUAUCGGAGUUUAUACAAAAUAAUUAAUAUAAAGAACAUGUUACAAGGAAUUCUUUUCAAGAAAUGGUUACUGCUUCGUUUUUUCGAAUAAAAGUUCAACCUGAAAACUCUGAAAUGUUUGAGGUUAUGUUUCGUUAAAACAUGAAUUUCUUGCAUUAACAAACAAACCAACUUAUUUGGACAAGAAGAACAAACUGGAUCAGUUUACAUGAAUGGAUGAUGCUUGGAGGCAAUGAACGGAAUGGAGAGACAUGGGCAUGGACAUGGACACUCACAUGCGCAUUCGCAUCGUCAUCGUCAUUCACAUGGAAAUUUACAAAGCGCAUCUCAGAACUCAAAUCAAUCGUCGAAACAUAGCCACACCCAUGCAACACACAUACAGAAAGACACAGCUGCUGUACAAACGUCUCAGAAACCAAGAAAUUACAAGCUGCUAGUUGAUCCGUUUUUAGUCAAAGGUGCAACAAAGUUAUACAGAUACGAUGGAAUGGUCCCAGGAGAUCCGACUUAUCCUGAAGUUCAACCACGAGAUCCCAGAUCGCAGUUAACAAGAAUUUGGACUCGUUUGGAACAACUUGACUUGCCUGUACCUAGAUUCAAAAUUGACUCUAAUUAUUGCGGCGAACCACCACCGCUCGAAGUAACGUUUUGUCAUUUAAAUGAUAAUAUAGAUAAAACUUUUUUAACGGAUAUGGUUCAAAAAUUUGGAGUUGUAGAAGAACUUAUCGUUUAUUAUCAUCCUUUAACCAACAAACAUCUCGGUAUCGCGAGAGUUGUAUUUGAAAGUACGAAAGCUUCAAAAGCAUGCGUAGAAAAAUUAAACAAUACGUCUGUGAUGGGCAAAGUCUUAAGAGUGUUCCUCGACGCAUUCGGUGAAGAGUGUAAAAAGAUCUAUGAUGAAUUGACCGUAGAAAAGAAGGCAGAGAAGAAAAUCGAAAAGGAGAUUAAAUCUGAAAAUGAUCAAGAGAAACAAACACCGAUUGAAAAAAUUAUUACCGAAGAACGGGACGAUUUCAGAAGUAAUAAAAAAAUGGUGUCGAAUAUAGAGAAAUCGAGAGAUACGUACGUAGAAAACUCAAGAUACAGCAAAUAUAGAGAUUACCCUACUCCUAGUGGCAGUACUGGAAGCGAUUUAGGCUAUGGUACUGCGCCCAGUGAAUUAAAUUAUUCUAACAAUUAUUCUCAAAAUUCUACUCCAGCCACAAAUUAUGAUUUUUAUUAUAGCAGCUAUCAUCAUCAACCACCGAAUAAUUAUUUAGCAAAUAUGCCCCAAAAUGUAACGCAAAAUCUCUCGAUUCAACAGAAUUCAAGUAUAUGGUGGGGGAACAAUACAGGGUCAACAGGUUACGCAUCGUCCUCUAUGUGGCCUGUACAACACGGAACUAACAUAGAUAAUCCUAAUUCUAACAUAAUUCCGAUUACGAAGGCUUCUAAUGUAAAAAUGCAUCACACACCUAAAAAAGAAAAAGAGAAGGAGAAUCAAAGCAUUACAAAAAUCUCGUCGGGCGAUUCGCCGAUAGAGACGCGUAAAACGUUAGACUUGGAUACAAGAAUUGCUAUGUUAUUGAAAGAUAAAGCCGGAGGAAUGGCACCGCCGUUCUUGCAGUUUGGUAGCGAUUCCGAGGAUGAAAAAAAGUCUGCGAAUGCAGACAACGAAAUGCUUUCGGAACCACCGAGUCCUUUUCUGUCUCAUGAAACGUACAAAUCGUGCUUCGAGAAAAUGAGGGAGAGGAAUAAGGAACGUUGGAAAAUACAUGAGAAUAGCCUCAAUCAGUUUUCCGUUGACGAAGAAUUAGGUAGCGUCAUAAGUUCGAGCGAAGACGAAGCGUUAUUGGGAAGUUAUAGCCCUGCACCGGACGAUAUUGAACCAGAACCACCAAAAGAGCCACCGCCUCCGCCUCCGCCCGACGAUGAUAGAAUGUCAUUAAGUCCGUUAAGUUCAGGAGAUGAGAAAAUCGAGGAGGUUAUAGCUCAAACGGAACCUACGAGUCAGUUAUAUCCAGGAGCUGGUUAUCCUGGACAUCUAACCCAUUAUCCCAACAGUGAUAUGUACCAUUGGCCACGACCAGCACAAUAUCCAUAUCCUUACGGAACAACAUACUUACAGAGUCAUUACCAACCUAAUACUACAUCAUUUUCCGGAGCAGUAGGAAAUCAUCAAGGGGCUAAUUAUUAUCCAUCUUUUCAAUCGCGACUUCACGCCAUGGCUAAUCACAAUAUUACGAAAGAUAAUCCACAGGGUCCUACUAUUAACGGAGUAUUGAACAGAGUUGUAAAUGAAUUAAAGCAAAUUUUGAAAAAGGACUUUAAUAAGAAAAUGAUUGAGAAUACUGCGUUCAAACUGUUUGAAGUUUGGUGGGACGAAAAGAAAUCUGAGAAAAGUCAAAAUCAAGGAGGAUAUAAUACCAUUGUUAAUAAUAACGGUAAUAAAGAGGAAGGCUCGAAACCUCAAGGAAUAUCACUGCUUUUGGAGCAGACAACUCCGCUUGGAUUUAAUUACGAUGGAUUUGGUUUGGGAAUUAGAGCUAGUAUGCCAAAGAUGCCUUCUUUCAGGCGCAAAAAUAAAGCUCCUAGCCCAUUGCCGCAAGACGAAGAUAGCCGUCAGUCUGAUCAUGGCGACACUGAGAUCAUAGAAAGCGAUAGCGACCUUGACUUAACAUCGGUACAAAAGGUUAAAAGGCCGAUCACUUCUCUUCCAAGUAUUUCUUCGUCGUCUUCAUCGUCAUCGUCAAACGAUAGCAGUAGCGACGAGAUGAGUUGCAUCGAAUCUUCCAGCAGUUCGAACGAUAGUUCCGACGAAGAAGUAUGUUCUGGCAAUUUUGAAGACGAGCAAGACACGGACAGUCGUAUGUCGGAUCAACGUCCCUUGGCUUGCAAUAGCGAAGAUCCCGAUAUUUUAACGGAACUUGCGAUACAAAGGUCGCUAGAUUGUCCAACUCCAACUGGUAGAGAAACGCCAAUACCGAAUAUUAAAAUAAAAGACGUGAAUUCAAAUGAAUUUUCGCAAUUCGAAAAUGAAGCUAAUUCUGUGUCGUCUCCGCUAAGAUACGAGAGUGACAAAGAAGACGUUGGAAAGGCAAACAAAAAUUCUGUCAAUGAUGAACAUUUUGAAAAACCUAGAACAAUUAGUGUAGACGUGAAAGUGAAAAAUGUGCAGGACGAAACAGAAAGUGAUGUAAAGAGUACGUUUGCUUCGGUAGUACCGGUAAAACAAGAGCCUCGUGACAUGCAAAAAAUGGAGAAUUCUGCAGCAGAAGCUUUAAUAACAUUGGCUGGACAAGAUAAUAUUAUAAGACAUAGGAGUCCGGGACCUUUACAACCAAAUAUUAUCAGAGCUCUGCAAACUAUGUCUGCCAAGUACAUCAACGACGAGCCCAUAUUGAAAGAAUCGGAAAAGAUUGAAAUGUUUAGCGAAAUACCUACUACCGAUUCCGAGGAGGAGAGCUUAGAAAUCAGAAGAUUAAGGUACCAAGCUGAAGCUGAUCUUCGAUUAAAUGGUCAACAAAGUCCGAGCUCGCCCGGUUCGCAAGCUUCGCAAGUUUACAUGGAACAUUCUUAUUCAUUACCGCCAUCGCAACCAGAAAUAACAGAAUUUGUAGUUCGCGCGCCGCCGGCACAAAUAAAACCCGUGAAAAUUAAAUCUUCGAAAAUUAUAAAAUUGGCAAAGAGCAAAGAUAAGACCCACAAAGUAGAAAAGCGGAAAUAUAAUAAAUACACGAAAAUACAUAGUCAUCAAAAUCAUGAAGGGGAGAAGGAAAAUAUUCAAAAUGAAUUCGUUUAUGAAAAAUACUCUCAACAAGUUGUUCAAGAACCAACGGUCACGUACAAAGAACGUGAUCUUAUGUCAGAAAUGGCUAUUUUGUACGAAUUUUUAACUAGAGGUAUAGACGCAGAAGACGUGGAAUAUUUAAGACGAAGUUACGAAGCUUUAUUAGCGGAUGAUAGCCAAGGUUAUUGGCUAAACGAUACGCAUUGGGUCGAUCACCCUGCCACGGAUAUUCCAAGCCCUGCGAAACGAAGAAAAAGGGAUGAACUUAGAUUACACACCAGUGGAAGUGCAAGAACAGAAGGAUAUUAUAAAGUUGAUGUACGAGAAAAAGCUAAACACAAGCAUCAUUACGCGCAAAGUAUACAACGCAGUAACGAUGUCGAAGAUAGUAAUGGUCCUUAUGCCGGAGGUGAUGGAACAAUAAAUGGUCCCAAAAACAAUUCUAAAGCGUUAACUGGUAAAAUGCAAGCUCUGUCUCGCGAAGCCCGAAGUAAUCAACGUCGAUUAUUAACAGCUUUCGGUAUUGACACUGACAGCGAUCUUCUUAAAUUCAAUCAAUUGAAAUUCAGAAAAAAACAGUUGAAAUUUGCUAAAUCUGGUAUUCACGAUUGGGGUUUAUUUGCUAUGGAACCAAUUGCAGCCGACGAAAUGGUCAUUGAAUAUGUUGGCCAAAUGGUUAGGCCAGUUGUUGCUGAUUUAAGAGAAUCUCAAUACGAAGCUACCGGUAUCGGUAGUUCUUAUCUUUUCCGUAUUGAUUUAGAUACAAUUAUUGAUGCAACCAAGUGUGGCAAUUUAGCACGAUUUAUUAAUCAUAGCUGCAAUCCAAAUUGUUAUGCAAAAGUAAUUACGAUCGAAAGCCAAAAGAAAAUUGUAAUCUAUAGUAAACAACCAAUAGGAGUUAACGAGGAAAUUACGUAUGAUUAUAAAUUUCCAUUGGAGGAUGACAAAAUUCCUUGCCUAUGUGGAGCUCCUCAAUGUCGGGGUACCCUGAAUUGAAGCGUUCAUAAAAAAUAUAUUGUUCAUCCUUUUUUCCUGUCUUCUACACUUCAUCAUACCCUUCUCAUAUUUUUGUAAAUAUUUCCCCAUGUAAACAUUUUAUAAAAUGCAAUGGAAAAUGCUAAAUUAUGUUAAUAUGUGCUCCUUUCUUUAUCUAACAUCCUUCCCAUUACAACAAUAUACAAAGUAUCUAAAUAAUUCC